UCCUGAUUUACUAUUUUUCCUUGAAAUAUAAAACCAUCGGCCAAAUAGUCCCCUUCUCUUCUUCUCCCGAUCUCUCAAUCUCGACCGAAACCCUAGCGAUACAGUGACGACUAGAGCUGGCCGGGAAGGUAUAGAAGGAAUCUUAGCGUACAAAGCAUUCAGAAACUCUCAUAUUUCUCCUCCUUUUGCUUCGCUCCUAAUCGAAACCAUUAAGGAUUCACUAAAUCCGAUAUUUAUCGCAAAACGGAGAAGGAACGGGAUUUAAGAUAGUGUAGCGCUUUGUCAGGAUCUCAUGGGGGACAUGAAUAUGGAGGAGAUGUCCCUCCCGGCGCUUUUCGAGCUCGCCAGAAAAAUAUAUACCGCGGCUUCCGAUUCUUCUGUGGAUCAGGAACAACUGAGAAAGGGAAUUGAGGCGCUGCGUAGUUGUGAUGAGAUGGUGAGCAAGCUCGGGCUGUUUUCGUCUAACGAGACCGUGGAUGAUGUUAGCACCACGAAUUUGAAAUAUAUAUUGGUCCCUUUUUAUCUCGGAGAGUUGACAGAAAAACUUGCAAAAGAUGACAGGAUUGAGAUUAUUAGGAGGUCUUAUGCUCAGUUCAAGGAAUUUAUUUCAAUCUGUGAGGCCCUUGAACUUGUGCCUGAAGAGGAGAUUGUAUCUUCUAAGACAGGCAGUACGGAUUUGGCAGCGGCAAGGGCCAAAAAGAUUGCUCGUUUCAAGCGUCAGAAAGCUGCUGAUGCAAAACUUCAAGAAAUCAAAGAAAGGAAGGAGAGACGAGGAAGGUCAUUGAGAGCUUCAGCUCUUUCCACCCCUAUCGAGGCAGGGGAGGAAGAUUUACUUGAUGAUGACGGUGAAGAAAGAGAGGCUUGGCUAGCCACCAUUUCCUUGGCUAUUUGCAAGGCUUUUGAUCUACUUGACAUGCUGAAGAAAGAGGAAGAAAUGCUAGUCGCCGUGAAGGAGCGCAGUUCACAGGAAGGUAACGAUGAUUUUGCUCGUGAAGUACUGGACGAGCGCACCCAAAAAGCCGAAAUGUGGCACAAAACUGCUGCGAGCAGAGCGCCUUUUCUGAAACCUUCUCAACCUAUCACCUGUGCAACUUUUGCACAAGAUGUUAUUGAAGGGAGAGCAAAGGCCUCAGAAGCACAUGAGCACAAACACCAUCCUUUGAUAUUUGGGCCUGCAAGUUUAAUUGGUGGAAAAUUAACUAGCGAGAGAGAGAGAAUGGCAGCACAAGUCUUCCAGCCUGGUUACAGGUUGCCCAGCAUGAGCAUAGAAGAAGCUGGUUUGAGAGAAAUGGAGAUUAUGAACAAGUGGCAGGAAAGGAAUACAAAGCUCAUGGAGGAGGCCAACUCUUCCUGGCACAAGGAUGGGUCUCGUCGAGAAGACGAGGACGAGGAGGAUGAUGAUGAGGCUCAGGAGAAGGCGCGAGCUUGGGAUGAUUGGAAGGAUGAUCACCCUCGAGGUGCCGGAAACAAGAAGCUUACUCCAUGUGGGUAAAAAAUAGAGUUCUGUGAGCUUGCUCUGUAAGUAUUAUUUGUCUACAGUUAUGUUACAACUAUGGUCUGGAUAAACUAUUUGGCCCUAAUUUAUUUGUCGUGGCUGUUAUGUUGAUAGAGAGCAUUUUGAUAUUCGAGUAAAGUUAGCUUUAUAAUAAUUUUAUUUCAUCAGAUAUGUGGACUAGUUAUGUAAAGUGUAUUGUCAAAACCCCCAUAAUGCAAUUUUUUUUUUUUUU
Molecule: messenger RNA, 1727 nt
Organism: Phalaenopsis equestris
Lineage: Eukaryota; Viridiplantae; Streptophyta; Magnoliopsida; Asparagales; Orchidaceae
Product: PP2A regulatory subunit TAP46
Exons: 10
Coding region: 293-1492 (399 amino acids)
Biological process (GO): regulation of signal transduction; regulation of dephosphorylation
Cellular component (GO): cytosol
Molecular function (GO): protein phosphatase 2A binding
Source: RefSeq, a predicted model, not a curated record